Molecule: messenger RNA, 2364 nt
Organism: Mercenaria mercenaria
Lineage: Eukaryota; Metazoa; Mollusca; Bivalvia; Venerida; Veneridae
Exons: 2
Coding region: 1-1665 (554 amino acids)
Biological process (GO): positive regulation of DNA-templated transcription
Cellular component (GO): chromatin; nucleoplasm
Molecular function (GO): ubiquitin-protein transferase activity; zinc ion binding
Source: RefSeq, a predicted model, not a curated record
AUGGCGACAGGUGGGAAGGAAGUAUCUAUAUUUAACUUUAAAUGUUCAACCUGUGUUAAACUGAAUAAGAACAGGGAAGCUGUGAAAUACUGCGUGGAAUGUCAGGGGUAUUGUUGCCAGUCAUGUGUAGACUUACACAGUGUAUUUCCAACUUUAGAAGGUCAUAGCCUCUUAGAUAAGUCAAGUUUUAAGUCUACCACUUUCACAACAGAUCUACCAGUGAUACCGACAGUUAAAUGCAGCUACCACGAGGCAAAGGUUGUGGAUAUGUACUGUGAAAACCAUGACGUGGUCGGAUGUACCACUUGCAUGGCGUUAAACCACAGAAGCUGCAAAGACGUCCAGUCAAUACCUGAUGUUAUUGAGACGACAUAUCAGAGAGCGGAUGUGGAUACAACGGUUCAAAGGUUGUUAGAUACGAAGACCACGAUGGCCAAAAUGAAGGAAUCCAGAGAAACUUUACUAAAAUCUAAGACAAAAGCUAUAAAUGCCAUCAAGAAAUACCGACAAGAAAUGGAAAUGCUGCUUGAAAAUAUGGAAAAAGAAUCAAUAAUGGAAGUCGAGAAGAAAUUUAGUGAAAUAGAAUGUAAUCUGAACCAAGAGAAAAACAAAGCAGAAAAGGAAGAGGAUGGCUUGAGACGAGAUGCUGAUAACCUACAGAAGUCAGACGGAAACCGAGCUCAACAAUUCGUCUAUAUGAAAACUGCCCAGACGAAAUGUGCUGAAACUGAAAUUGUUUUGCGUUCACUGGAGGAGCGCAAUGACACAACGUUAUCUUUUGUAGAAAAUCCCGAUAUACGGAAGUUCUUACAAAAUAUAAAGACAUUAGGUACUGUCAAAAGUCCUCAUCCCGUUUCUUUCCAGCCAAGGACUACCUUGUACACAAUCACUAAUAGCCGGUCAGUUAAUGUUAAAACAUCAAGUGACCUAUACCCCUGCAACCUGCAUGGUUCUUGUUUAACAGACAAUAGUUUUCUUCUUCUUGCUGACUAUAGCAACAUAAAUCUUAAACGUGUAGACAUUGUAAAAAUGUUAGUUGUCGACCAAUGUGACCUCCCAUCUAAACCUAAUGGCGUCUGCUGUAUAAGUAAACAAGAAGCAGCGGUAAGUUUAUGCAACAAGAGCAUCCAGUUCAUGUCAUUGGAUAACCAAAUGUCAUGCACACGGCAGAUUAAAUUAGACCAUGCAGCUUACGGAGUUGCUUACAAAGACAAAAGAUUGUACAUUACUGACUACAGUAAGUCACUUUACAUACAUGAUAUGGCGGGCAACCUGCUGCACACAGUGUCCAAGGACAGUUCCGGCAAUGAUUUAUUCAGUCUGUGUUGGCACCUUACGUUCAGUAAUGAUACUUUGUCUGUAACUAGCCGUAAUGGUUUAGUAACUCUUACCGCAGACGGACAGCAUGUAAAAACAUUUCAUCGUGCAACGUUAAGAAGCGUUACUGGAGUUUGUACAGACAAAAAAGGAAAUAUCUUUGCAAGUGCAUAUUAUUCAAACAAGGUCAUACAGGUAGAACAAGGGGGAAUGAAGGAGCUUGGUGUGGUCGCUCAAGGUUCUGAUGGAGUGAAUCAACCAUAUUCUGUUUGUUUCGAUCCGUGUCAAAAUUUAUUAGUUGUCACCCAAUACAGCACUGACAAUAUUGUACUCUUUGAAUUGCAAUGAUUAAAAAUAACUGAGGGAUGUCAAUAUGGAAGUUAAAUUAUUCAAAGUAUAUUUUACAUAUGUUUCUUUGUGUGUAAUGACUGACUUGCUGGAUUUAUUUAUUUAAGGUAUAGACUUGUGUCAUUACCUGUCUAGAUAGGCAUAUGAAGUGCUUUGUGGUGUUUAAGUGUGCGAUUUUCGAAAGGUAUUCAUUCAUAUCUAGAUAGUAACUAUAACUCAAAACUAACACAAGGGAAGACACUUCUUUCGUCUUGAUUUAUUUAAUACUUUUAAAAUUAUAGAUCUCUUCAACGACAACACGUCAACUAACGAUGGUUAUUGGCAUUGCUAACGUUUUAUGACGCAUCACAACGAACAUUUUUCAUGUGUAAAUUCAGGGGUACGCAUGUUUUCCAUGAGACGUGGCGAUGUGUCCUUGGUAUAAGCAUACAGCAGGGGAAAAUAUUUUCAUCUAUGGAAACGCGUUUGGAUUUUGGAUAUUAUUAAAUAAAGAUAAGCAACUAUAUGUAUAUUAUAUUCACACUUUCGUGGAUUUUAUUAGUAAGAAUCUAGUCCAUAAUGUGAAAGAAAAAAUUCAAAACCAAACAGAUGGAAUGCUUAGGUGAAAUUGGGACGUAAUAUUAUUUAUUAUCCACAGAUAUUUAUCACAUUGCUCAUGUAUUUUUACCAUCAAGAAAUAAAGAGAUCUAUUUAGUAAGA